GAGUCACCAGGCAGCAUGCUGCCUGCCCUGCUUCUCCUGUCGAGCCUCUUGGGGGCUAUCGUGGCCAUCCCUUCCCUGGGACCUGUGGUAUGUGUAAAGGAUCCUGUGUGGCCGUGUCUGGAUGUGCGGGCAGCAGCAAAAUGUGGGGCUAUGAAGCAAUGCCAAAGGACUGUCUGGAACGCUCCACCCGCCAAGUCCAUGCAGUGCCUCAUAUGCCAGGACAUGGCAGCUUCGGUUAUGGAUACGAUGAACCACAACGCCAAGGCGUCUGACAACAUGGCUUUGCUGACGCACAGCUGUGAAUGGCUUCCCAACAAGGUGGCCUCUGCCGGGUGCAAACAGAUGGUGAACACCCACCUCUCAGCCAUCUUGAGCAUGCUUCACGAAGGCAGCACCCCGGCAACGGUCUGCACAGCGCUUAAAAUCUGUGAGCCAUUGCAGAGACACUUGGCCGGCCCAGGGCCACUCUCUAAAGAGGACUCCUCUGAGGCAGUGAGCCCAGGCGAUGUCGAUAGCUUCCCCGACCACCCUGCUCACCGGAUGUCAGGGCCAGUCCUAUGUCCAGACUGUGUCCCGCUAGUCUCCCGGCUCCAGGAUGCUGUCUGGAACAAUGCGACCUUGACAGAGACAAACAUCAAGGACCACUGUGAGUCCUUGGUGCCCGCCUUGACCAUCCUCUGCAAGAAAUACAUCUGGCAGCUGUCGGUCCCCGUUGAUCAAGUGCUGAUGCGUCUUCCAUCAGAGGUGGUCUGCCACAGGCGGAGAUUAUGCGACAAGAGGAGACCCACCCACCUGGCUCCCGAGGCUGCUGCAGACGGGGUGCCUCUCCUGGAACUGGGGGUGCUGAGGGAGACGGAUGAGAUCCAGAUGAGCAUGGGCCUGACCUGUGAUCUGUGCCUGAGUGUGGUCCGACAACUAGACAAGUGGCUCAUAAGUAACCGUACCCAGGCCAAGGUCAGCAAAGCCCUGCGGCACGUGUGCUCAGUAAUGCCUUCUUCUAUUGCCCAGCGCUGCAUCACUUUUGUGAACAAGUACAGCUCUGCCUUGAUGGAGUUCGUGGCCAAACUCACACCAGAAAGGUUGUGCAGGACCAUCCGUCUGUGCAGGAGCUUGAGGCUGACCCGAGAGGUCCACGAGACCUAUGAGGCCAAGCAGUCUCCUGAGAUGAACCUGACAGUGAACCGAGGCCACUUCUGCAACGGGUGCAAGAGGCUGUUCACCGUGUCCUCCCACAACCUAGACCACAAGAGCACCAAGAGGGAUAUCCUCCUGGCCUUCAAGGGUGGCUGCAGUGUCCUGCCACUGCCCUAUAUGAUACAGUGCAACCACUUUGUCACCCAGUAUGAGCCUGUCCUCAUCGAGAGUCUCAAGGACGUGAUGGAUCCUGAAGCUCUGUGCAAGAAGGUGGGGGCCUGCCAUGACCCAAAGCCCCUUCUGCUGGGUACCGACCAGUGUGUCACAGGCCCAAGCUUCUGGUGCACAAGCCAGGAGGCUGCUGAGCUGUGCAAUGCUGUACAGCACUGCCAGAGCCACGUGUGGAAAACAACACCCCUCCAGGCUGGAGAGCAGGCAUGACCGUGGCUGCCAGAGCCCCAGAUCCUGCUGGCGCAAGCUGUGUCAAGCUCCUGCACAUCACGGCACAGAGACCUCAUGAGGUGGGUGCUGACCCCAUCCCCAUUUCACAGACUAGAAACUGAGGCUCCCAGGAGGGAGACUGGAAAGAAACUGAGCUGA
Nycticebus coucang (slow loris) is the source of this 1734-nucleotide messenger RNA. It is a transcript of the gene PSAPL1, whose product is annotated as prosaposin like 1. The record is from RefSeq and is a predicted model, not a curated record. NCBI's taxonomy places the organism in Eukaryota, Metazoa, Chordata, Mammalia, Primates, Lorisidae. Gene Ontology annotation, cellular component: lysosome. The transcript has a single exon. The coding region runs from base 16 to 1575 and encodes 519 amino acids. Gene Ontology annotation, biological process: sphingolipid metabolic process.